This is a messenger RNA of Alosa sapidissima (American shad), 1617 nucleotides long. RefSeq lists its product as uncharacterized. The coding region runs from base 435 to 1598 and encodes 387 amino acids. The transcript is spliced from 11 exons. NCBI's taxonomy places the organism in Eukaryota, Metazoa, Chordata, Actinopteri, Clupeiformes, Clupeidae. The record is from RefSeq and is a predicted model, not a curated record.
CACCACCUUCUCUGUCUCUCUCCCUCUCUCUCUCUCUCUGUCCUAUGCUGUCUCUAUCUCUCUCUGUUCCUGCUGAGCUCUCUCAGUUCAGUCCCCCCUCCCUGUUAUCUGUCUAUCUCUCUCUCUCUCUCUCUGUCCCUCUCCCUUUCUCGCUGUUUCCAGACCAUCCAGCAAGACUAAUAGGUCCUUCUAGAGCUCACCUCCUCUCUCCCGUAGUCACACAGAAAGUUCUGGAAAACGGCCGGAAGGCGGUGCCUGCUCACCCACCCCAAGCCGAGGGCCCCCAAAUCCGGCUUCGCUGAGGAGCAGAGGCCAGUUGUCGGGACUACUGAACUGACCAAGCGGGCGGAGAGCCACUGGAGUAACCAGACACACACACACAGACAGACAGACACACUCACUGAGAGAGAGGUUAACCUUCAGCUGAGGCAGACAUGGCUUUGUUGUGCUACAACAAAGGUUGUGGUGAGAAGUUUGACAACGACAAGAAUGCAGAUGAUGCCUGUCUCUUUCACCCUGGAGUGCCCAUCUUCCACGAUGCACUAAAGGGGUGGUCUUGCUGCAAGAAGAGGACAACAGACUUCUCUGAAUUCCUGUCUAUUAAGGGAUGCACCCGCGGGCGCCAUAGUAACGAGAAGCCCCAAGAGCCUCUGAAGCCGGACUUGGUGUCAGAGAAGGGUGAUCAGAAACAGAAGAAUGGCACAGAGAUCAUCUACCAAGGGCCCAAGUCUGCCGAGGCGAUGCAGAAAGAGAGACCCAGUUCAGAUGAGCCCAAGUCUAAGUUGGCGGUGAAGGUGGCUCCUUCUCUGACUCAGCUCCUGGAGAAGAUGGAGAUUACCCAGAAGGAAGAGGCCAAAAAACAAGAGUCGCAAGGUGUGAUGUACGGCACCAAGUGCAAGAAUUCUGGGUGCAAAAUGUCUUACGAGGGCCCAGAGACAAACGCAGAGGGGUGCACACACCAUCCUGGAGGCCCAGUGUUCCAUGAAGGAUACAAAUACUGGAGCUGUUGCUGCAUAAAGACCAUCGACUUCAACGCCUUCCUGGAUCAGAAGGGCUGUACAAUAGGCAAGCACAGCUGGGUCCCCAAACAGGACAAGAAGAAGGUGGCGUGCCGCCAUGAUUGGCAUCAGACUGGCGCACAGGUGGUGGUUACCGUCUACGCCAAGAACUCCAACCCCCAGCAUUCAUACGUGGAGGCCAAUGGCACUGUGUUAACUUGUCACAUCCAGUUUGAGAACGAUAAGAUUUUCCACAAGGACUUCCACCUCUGGGGGGUGGUGGAUGUGGGGAGCAGUAAUGUCAGCAUGCUGCCGUCUAAGGUGGAGGUGACACUGCGUAAGGCCAAUGCCGUGUCCUGGGGGAAGCUGGAGGACCCCAACUUCAUACCAGAGCCCGAGCUCUUGGACACGGAGACGGAGAGCGAGCAGACGCGCCCCGACUGGGACAUCGACGAUGACGACAUCAGUGAGUCGGACUGGGAAGAUUCGGACUUGGAGGAAGAAAUGAAGAAGACGAUGGAAGAAGAGAUGAAGAAGAAAAUGGAGGAGGGCCCGCCCGAGCUGGAGGAGCUCAAAGACACGCCGGAGCUGAAGAAGUAAACAAACAAAUACACACACA